AUUCACACCUCUUCACCUCCACAUCUUCACUACCAUGCUCGCAUCAACUCUUCGGAGGACAGCCCUCCCACGGCUCUCGACACUCGCCACCGCCAUUCCUUCAUCCUUCUCCCCCGGUAGACUCGCUUCACCACUCCUUUCCCGCCACUUGCACACCUCCUUUUGCUCCCCUUCACAACAUAACCUCCAACAGCCACCAUCCCAGCGUGAAGCCGUACAAGGCCUCCGCCAGAGGAAUGUCCCUCUCGCUGGCACGAACGACGAUGCCGACAGCGCCAUAUCUGGGUUCAUGAAUAUGUUCAACGACAAAGAAUCCCGAACCGUAUCCAUCAGUGUUUGCACCAAACAUGGCUUUGUCACUACGGAGGCCAUCACCCUCCAAGGCCCUGUCCUCUGUAUCGGUGGGCAGGUCUUUCUCUGGGAUAUCUUCAGAGACUCCGGAGCGGUGAGAAAGGCACUGAAUAAGAACACAGACGCAUUAAAAUCAGCAUCAGGAGCAUCAGGAACUGGAGCCACCACUCUGCCCACACGCUCUGUAUUUGAGACCAUGGACGAAGACACAGCAAAAGAGAUCUUCAAGGUCUUUGAGCUCAUGAACCCACGCCCAGAGAUCUUAAUUAUCGGUACCGGAAAGUCUUUUGCACCAUUGAGUCCUGCUGUCCGAUCCGUCAUCCGCAGAUUAGGUCUGCAGGUCGAUAUGAUGAGCACCGCCAACGCAGCAGCAACAUAUAACAUGCUUGCAGAAGAAGGUCGCGAGGUCGCUGCUGCCCUCUUACCACUCGAGCCAUCAACAGUUCAAACCAUCCACAACAGCAAUCAUCAUUAAUAAAAAA
This is a messenger RNA of Gamsiella multidivaricata, 833 nucleotides long. RefSeq lists its product as uncharacterized. Gene Ontology annotation, biological process: mitochondrial respiratory chain complex I assembly. Gene Ontology annotation, cellular component: mitochondrial inner membrane. The transcript is spliced from 3 exons. Lineage: Eukaryota; Fungi; Mortierellomycota; Mortierellomycetes; Mortierellales; Mortierellaceae. The record is from RefSeq and is a predicted model, not a curated record. Bases 35 to 826 code for a protein of 263 amino acids.